CCCCGCGCUCGGUGGAUGGAGGCCAGCGCCGCGCUGUUGACGUGCGGCGCGUAUCGAGUUUCGUGGCGCGGCACAGAGGCUGGGGCCCACGACGAGGAGGACGCCGCCGCUGCCGCCGCAGGCUCCGUCCGCAGUCGUCGUGCGGGGUGGUCCCCCCUCCCUCCCCCAUCCCCGUGCCCCCCCAUCACCCGCCGCCCUCGGUGGUCCGGCCGCAGCGUCGACCUCGCGGCAGCUGCGCGCCUCGGCGCACGGGGAACGGAGUUGAGGUCGCCGCAGCGGUAGCGGCGGCGGCGGCGACCACCACCACCAUGAACCCGCCGUGGAUUUCUGGCUGCGUCACUGCCGCGUUGAUCCUCGGGCUGCUGGGUCGGGGGCCCCGGGCCGCGGCCAGGCCCACUGAGGAGACGAGGACGCGCUGCUCCGCGCCCGACGAGGGCCUCCCGUGGCCUUUGCGUAACCCGUGCUUCCUCACGUGUCUCCGAGACCACUACUUCCCGCACGCGAUGGAGUCGGAGCGACUGAGCGCCUUCCCUCUGCGGCCAGACGCCGCUGGCUGCUGGACCCUGAACGCGGCCCUGGUCGCGACGUUCGCGCAUUCGGACUGCGCAGCGCGCGUCCUCAUCCAUGCUGAGUUCGCAGACCCGGGCUGCGCUUCCCCUCGCGGGGGGCCCUCGGCCAGUCUGGCGCCGCCCCAACCCAGCAAGCCGCCGAUGCUGGUGGAGGCGACCGGGGACCCUGGUGGGACCGCUCUUCUCCGCCCGCAGGAGCACCGCGCGGCAUUGGACCGGGAGCGCUACUGCGGCCACGGCUACGACGCCACGGGGGUGUUUGCGCUGGGGGCCCCGAUGCGCGUGUGUGGGCCCUGCGCGCCCUACAACUGGACCUUGCCCGGUGCCGAGUGCGAGAGGGGCCCUUACCCCCCGGUCCUCUGCGGACCCUUCAUCACCGUGCUUUGGGGGGCGUGCCACCCCGCAACCUCUUGUGUGCCGGUCGUGGACUAGGGGAAUCACCCCGCGUCUCUAUCUCCAAUGCUGGACUCCGGACUCGGGAGGAACAGUGGGGCCUCUUGGACAUGGGGGCGGAGGCCCCAGUGGUACCCGGGGGGGUUUCUACAAGUGAAGCACAGGGCCCACGUGGCUGCUGGAGUUGCGCCCCCACGCCUGUGGGAUAGUCCCCUCCCCCCCCGGUCCCAUGGUGUGGUUUUGGUUGAGGAGGCGACCUAGAGUUUGUGGUUGUAUUCGUGAUGGUGGGGUACGAAUAACAAUAAUAAUCUACACUGCUAUUAACGCCUUUCAUCCGGAGGUCACCACGUGGCAGGGUGAGAGGUGGUGCGAGGUAACUUGAGGCGAGAAGCUUAAGGGUGCAUGGGGUGAGAGUUUGUCGAGGUGAGUGUGGUGAGCAGCGCUCCAGUUAAGCUGCACAGUACGUGGUUAUGUUUGACAAUUAAUGAGUGCGAUAGUGACUGCACGGCGAUGCUGCUGCAGCUGAGCUCGCAUGGCAGAGGGAACAGAAUGGAGCAGAGGGAGGAGCGGCCUCAUGGCCCUCACGGCCCGGGUUCAUUUGGCCACACAUUCCUCUAGGCUACAGCGGUAGCAGUCGUUCCUUGUGAAAUACAAAUCAUUUUUAUAUAUAUAAAAUACUGGUUUAAAAAAAUGAUCAAAACGUUGCUGAAAUAUUCUCAUUGAAAAACUCUGUCGGGGCUUUUUUUUUUUACAGACCUCGCUCUUUGCACGGUAGUUGAACAGGAGGAGUUGAGUGAGAUCGCAGUCACCAUGGCUCUGGUCUAGCACUCCUCGCGCUGUGUUGAUCCAGCUCGCUCAGUGCUGUACAGUAACGUCGGGGUAACGUCGGGGUCACGUCGGGGUCACGUCGCGUCCUAACCCUGAAACUGUUAACAUCCAUCCCUCAACACACACGGGAGCUCUUGUCUGGAGCGCUCGAGUUACGACCCGGGGUGAGUGGGGUGAGCGACUCCAUCAAGAGAUGUUCUGGGUGAGUGAGAGGGGGUGGCUCGGGGUGUGUGGUGAGUUGGAGAUGAGGGGCGAGAGGGCCGGACUCACAGAGACUCUCGUGCCGGUGUGGAGUUCAGUGUUGGGCUGGCGAUUUAUUUGCCGCUUCAUGCCUAUUUCCCCUUGCCACGGCUCUCCCUGGAUCACUCACAACACAUUCCUCACCAUCACCCUCCCUGCAAUGCACUUUAGACUGAGGUUCCUCUGGGCCGGACUGUAGACGCGUCAUGAUUCUCCCACGUUGAGUUGAUUACCGCAUUCAUCGUCGUCUCAGCCACUCGUUUGUCUUUGUUUUUGCCCGACCCAUUGUUGGCCUAGGCGCGAAGUGGACUUGGAUUCGCUGCUGUCGCUGCUGUAUCUCUGCCGUAUUGUGGCAAGUUUCCGAUUUUUAAGCCCAGUUGCGUAUUUUAUUGCCAUAUUUCCAUAUUUAUAUUCAUCGCAUUUGCAUUUCCUUUUAUUGUUUAUUCGCUAAAAUGUAAUCAUGAUUUUAAAUAUUAAUAAUUUAAUGGGUUGAGAAGAGGUUUUCCCCUUUUUUCUGGAAACAAAACAGGUGUUAAGAUGUUAAAACACCAAACUGAAACCUUUUACAAGGAAUCGUGUCUGCAUUAACCACAAUACUUGUGGGCAGAAUGCAAACAAAAAAACAUACUCUGAUAAUAUUUGUAUUGUCUUUGAAACUGAUUGGUCCACACCAGAGACAGCUUUUUUUUGAGCCUCCUCUCAAACGGUGAGGACGCCAAAAGAAAGCUGUCACCGUUUGAGACGAGGCUCAAAAGAAAGCUGUCUCUGGUGUGGACCAAUCAGUUUCAAAG
Molecule: messenger RNA, 2821 nt
Organism: Petromyzon marinus (sea lamprey)
Lineage: Eukaryota; Metazoa; Chordata; Hyperoartia; Petromyzontiformes; Petromyzontidae
Product: toll-like receptor 5
Biological process (GO): toll-like receptor signaling pathway; inflammatory response
Cellular component (GO): plasma membrane
Molecular function (GO): signaling receptor activity; protein binding
Source: RefSeq, a predicted model, not a curated record